UCGGCUUCUGGAAUGGCGGUUGAGGAUGAGUGUAAGCUGAAAUUCUUGGAAUUAAAAGCAAAGAGGAACUACCGAUUCAUUAUCUUUAAGAUUGAGCGUCAACAAGUGGUUGUGGAGAAGUUAGGAAGUCCAGAAGAAAGCUAUGAUGAUUUCACUGCCUCUUUGCCUGCUGAUGAGUGUCGCUAUGCUGUCUUUGAUUUCGAUUUCGUUACAGAUGAAAAUUGCCAAAAAAGCAAGAUUUUCUUUAUCGCUUGGUCUCCAGACACAUCAAAGGUGAGAAUGAAGAUGGUCUAUGCCAGUUCCAAGGAUAGAUUCAAGAGGGAACUGGACGGCAUUCAAGUCGAGUUGCAAGCAACAGAUCCCAGCGAAAUGAGCCUCGACAUUAUAAAAGGGCGAGCACUUUAA
Cornus florida is the source of this 405-nucleotide messenger RNA. RefSeq names its product actin-depolymerizing factor 7. The record is from RefSeq and is a predicted model, not a curated record. The transcript is spliced from 2 exons. Gene Ontology annotation, biological process: actin filament depolymerization. Bases 13 to 405 code for a protein of 130 amino acids. Gene Ontology annotation, cellular component: actin cytoskeleton; cytoplasm. Lineage: Eukaryota; Viridiplantae; Streptophyta; Magnoliopsida; Cornales; Cornaceae. Gene Ontology annotation, molecular function: actin filament binding.